AAACAUUCCACCACGAGCAAUAUUCAAACAAAAAAAUAAAAUAAAAUGGAAGGAAGAAUUAGAGUACGUGCAACAAUCUUCAUCUUGUGCUCUAUCUUCCUUCCGCUAGCUUCGAACGCUAGGCAUCCACUAGCUUCGGGCUUUAGGCAUAGGCAUAGGCAUGGAAAGGUCGCUAGGCAUGGGUUUGGUGGCGUCACUCAAUUGAAAGACCUACGAGUCGGAUUCUAUGGGAAUACCUGCCCACAAGUUGAGCAAAUUGUGAAUGAGGUUGUCACUAAAGCCUAUAAAAAAGAUCCAGGCGUUAGUGCUGGCUUUCUUCGCCUUUUUUUCCAUGAUUGUUUUGUCCAUGGCUGCGAUGCCUCGAUUUUGUUAGAUAAAACUGCAUCUGGCGAAAAAGUAGAGAAAGAUUCACGUGCCAAUGGGCAAGGAAUGAGAGGACUCGAACUCAUUGACGAGGCCAAGGCAAGAAUAGAGGCUGAAUGCCCUGGAAUCGUGUCCUGUGCCGAUGUAUUAUCCUAUGCAACCCGUGAGGGUUCCGUCAUGGCCGGUGUCCCGCACUACGAGGUGGCAGCGGGCCGACGCGACGGUCUCAUUUCCCGAGAAACAGAUGUGGCUGGCAACAUCCCACUUCCUAGUCAACCUCUUCAAAACAUUUCACAACUCUUCAUCAGCAAAGGCAUGACCGUAGAAGAUAUGGUGGUUCUAAUCGGUUCACAUUCAAUUGGCAUUGCUCACUGCCCUACCUUCCUUUACAGGGUAGCCCAGUACAAUCCCACUGUCAAAGUCGACCCCAAGUUGACCACAGCAGAUGCCAACAAUAUCAGAAAUACAUGCCUAAGGCCGGUUCCAUUUGAAGACCUGGCACAAACAUUUAUGCCAUUUGACCCCGUCACACCGUUCAGGAUGGACAAUAUCUUCUACAAGAACCUGUUGGAAGGGAAGGCAUUGAUCGAGUCAGACCGGUUAAUGGCUGACGACAUCACGACAAAACAGACAGUACAGGCAAUGGCUGGCAAUGAACAGAAUUGGCUUGCAAAGUUUGCCGAUGCCAUGGUUCGAUUGGGGAUGGUGGAUGUGAAGACCGGAACAGAAGGAGAGAUCAGGAGAAACUGUCGGUUUGUUAAUUCAGUCAACCCUCAACAACCUGGCGAUAAUAAUGGUGGUUCAGGCAUUGGUUUUGAUAAAGAGGAUGAAAAGCAGUUCCGCCAAAUCAUUGGUUCAACCAUAUUUGUGCAUUGAGAAUCAGAUUGGAAAUAGCAGCAGGAUUUGGUGGUCUAGACAUGUUUGAUCAAUUCAUUUCCAAGUCUUUUUAAUGUGAUUUGAAUUUUUUUAUUUUUUUUAGUUUCAAAAACAAAAAAGCAUUCCCAACCCAAGAAUGGAAACAGCAG
Messenger RNA from Camellia sinensis, 1388 nucleotides. NCBI's taxonomy places the organism in Eukaryota, Viridiplantae, Streptophyta, Magnoliopsida, Ericales, Theaceae. The record is from RefSeq and is a predicted model, not a curated record.